AUGGAGACUCUAACUCCCGGAACAGGAAGUACCAGAGAUGACACUUCUAUCUCUCAGGCCAGCAUAGAUGGAUCCAACUCUGUCAAUGAUGAGUUAAACUCUGUACUAAAUGAAAACAAAUUUGCCGUAGAAGAGGUUGAUGCAAGAAUUGGGUCAUUUGGAAAUGAAGAAAAUUAUGCUCCUAUUGCUCUUUCCUUUUUACACUCAAUAUCUUCAAACAUAUAUCAAAUUCAGGAGAAAGAAAUCGUUGAUGAAGUAACUGUAAGGACUUCAGAAGUGGAAUAUCUUGAACAAGAAUUGGAACUGAUGAAAGCAGCACCUGAAAUGGCAUUUGAUAAUCAACAGUCUAUUGAAUUCUACCUUGACAAGUUGACUAAACAAGUAGAAGCUAAAAGAGAUUACCUUUCGACUUUGGAAUCAGAAUGGGAUGCUAUAAGAAGACCCUUGGAACAAAGAAAGAGAACUCUUGAGGAAUCUCUAUAUUCAAAAAUUCCAGAUACACAGGUAAUGCUCCAAAAGUUGAGAGAAGUGCAACAGGAAGAAGAGUUCAUUUCAUCUGAAAUUAGAAAGAGGUCCUUUCAAUUUUGAAGCAGCAAAGACUAAGGGAAGCCUGCCAACUCUGCAUCUCAAUCCAUACAGCUGGACCAAGGUAUCAAUUUUCUUGAACUUUGUCAAAUUUUGAAAGGGAAACACGAUUUGUUCUUGUAUAUAUGUUGUUUUGUGAUUCUGAUUUUCUGUGUUAUUUAUGAUUCUGAUUUUGCAU
Molecule: messenger RNA, 763 nt
Organism: Vicia villosa (hairy vetch)
Lineage: Eukaryota; Viridiplantae; Streptophyta; Magnoliopsida; Fabales; Fabaceae
Exons: 5
Coding region: 1-588 (195 amino acids)
Biological process (GO): positive regulation of ubiquitin-dependent protein catabolic process
Molecular function (GO): cullin family protein binding
Source: RefSeq, a predicted model, not a curated record